Capsicum annuum is the source of this 4766-nucleotide messenger RNA. Its product is annotated as putative late blight resistance protein homolog R1A-3. Gene Ontology annotation, molecular function: ADP binding. NCBI's taxonomy places the organism in Eukaryota, Viridiplantae, Streptophyta, Magnoliopsida, Solanales, Solanaceae. Gene Ontology annotation, biological process: defense response to other organism. The record is from RefSeq and is a predicted model, not a curated record.
UCUAUAAUGUCACUCAAAUUCUUCAGGUAGAAAAUAAUUGACUUAUUUAUAUGUACAAAAAUGUAGGUUUCCUGCUAUGACAUUGAUUUUAUGCUUCUUUCUUUUUUCUCCUGAUAAAGUUUUUAUCUACUUUUUAUACAUCAUAUUUGAAGAAUUUAGCUAGUGAAACUUGAAAGACACUUACAGUCAUAGAAAAACAAGGAGAAAUAGAGAAAGGGAAAGCAAACAAUUUUAAGGUGUCAUUUUCUGCUCUUCGCAAGGAUGUUUUCAAUGUUUUGGAUUUUAUGGAGAGGUUAAAGAAUGAAGAAGAUGAAAAUGUUGUUGACAUGUAUCUAAUUGAAAGGCUGAGACUUGAGCUGGCAUUUAUUUGUACUUACGUCCAGCUUUCUUAUUCCGAUUUGGAGCAGUUUGAAGUUGUAAUGACUGCCCAAAGACAAAGGAUUGAAGAACUGCUUCGAUCAAUUUUGUAUGAUGGGGACUCCAGCCCGGGGUUUAAGUCUGACAUGCAUCACGUCCUUCCUCGCUUCAUGGAAAAUAUUGAUGACUGUAUAACCAUGACUGAGGAGCAGUUGAACUUCCUCCUCCUGAAUCUCCAUCAUCUGUCCAAGCAUCAGUAUCUCGAAGAACGCAUGCCUUCAUUAGUGACUCAAUAUGAGAUUCUUCAGAAUGUGUGUGGCAACGUGGGAGAUUUCCAUGGGUUGAUACUGAAUGGUUGCGUUGAGCAUGAUAAUGUUGAGUAUGUCUUACCUCAGUUUCAACAUAUGGCUGAUAGAGUUGGACUCUUCCUCUGGGAUGAACUAAUUCUAGAACACUCUAGUGUCUUCAAGCUAGCUCAUCUGCUCUUGAAGAUUAUCCCAAUUGAGCUGGAGGUCAUGCACAUAUGCUUUACAAAAUUUAAAGCAUCAACUUCAGCGGAAGUUGGACACUUCAUUAAGCAGCUUUUAGAAGCCUCUCCAAACAUUCUUAGAGAAUAUUUGAUUCAUCUACAAGAGCACAUGGUAACUAUUAUUACCACAAGCACUUCAGGGGCUCGAAAUAUUCAUGUCAUGAUAGAGUUCCUAUUAAUUAUUCUUACAGAUGUGCCAAAGGACUUUAUUCAUCAUGAAAAAUUAUUUGAUCUGUUGGCACGUGUUGGAGCACUUAUCAGGGAGAUAUCAACUCUUGUUCGUGACUUAGACGAGGAAUCAAGGAAUAAAGAGAGUACUAAUGGAACAAAUUGUGCAACUCGAGACUUGCUAGAUAGUAUUGAACUCCUCAAGGAAGAUCUCAAACAUGGUUAUCUGAAAGCCCCGGACUCAUAUCAAUGUUGCUUCUCCAUGAGUGAUGGACCGCUCUUCAUGCAUCUUCUACUCAUCCACUUAAAUGAUCUGCUAGAUUCCAAUUCUUAUCCAAUUGCUUUGAUAAAGGAAGAAAUUGGACAGGUAAAAGAAGACCUAGAAUUCAUAAGAUCUUCCUUCGUGAACAUUGAGCAAGAAUUGAAUAAAGUUCUUUGGGCACGUGUUUUAGAUGUGGCAUAUGAGGCAAAAGAUGUCAUCGAUUCAAUAGUAAGAGAUAAUGGGCUAUUUCAUCUUAUUUUCUCACUUCCCAUCACCAUAAAAAAGAUCAAGCUUAUCAAAGAAGAUGUCUUCAAUUUACUUGAGAAGAUUCCCAAGAACAGGAGCCGUGUUGUUGUAAGCUCUCCCAAGAAGCCAGUUGAAAGCAAGUCAUUAACAAAUGGUAAAGUAAUUGUAGGUUUUAAGGAGGAGACAAAAUGGUUAAUUAGUAAGCUCACCUGUGGACCGAAAGAUCUUGAUGUCAUUUCGAUCACUGGUAUGCCAGGUUCGGGCAAAACUACUUUGGCGUACAAAGUAUACAAUGAUGAAUCAGUUUGUAGUCAUUUCGACCUUCAUGCAUGGUGCACAGUCGAUCAAGAAUAUGAUGAGAAGAAGUUGUUGAUGAAACUUUUUAAUCAAGUUACCGGAUCGGAUUUGACGUUUAGCGAGGAAAUUGAUGUUGCCGAUAAGCUGCAGAAACAAUUGUAUGGAAAGAGGUACCUAAUUGUGCUAGAUGACGUGUGGGAUACUACUACAUGGGAUGAUUUAACAAGACCUUUCCCUGAAGUUGUGAAAGGAAGUAGAAUUAUUUUGACGACUCGACAAAAGGAAGUGGCUUUUCAUGGAAAGGGCAACACUGACCCUCUUAACCUUCGAUUGCUAAGACUAGAAGAAAGUUGGGAGUUAUUAGAGAAAAGGGCAUUUGGAAAAGAGAGUUGCCCUGAUGAACUAUUGGAUAUUGGAAAAGAAAUAGCCCAAAAUUGUAAGGGACUUCCUUUGGUGGCUGAUCUGAUUGCUGGAGUCAUUGCAGGUUUGGAAAAGAAAAAGUCUGUGUGGCUUGAAGUUCGAAAUAAUUUUAAUUCCUUUAUUUUGAACAGUGAAGUGGAAGUCAUGAAGGUUAUAGAAUUAAGUUAUGAACAUUUACCAGAUCAUCUGAAGCCAUGCUUUCUGUACCUUGCAAGAUAUCUGAAGGACAAAGAAAUGAACAGAGAUGUGAUGAAAAUGCAUUGGCGUGCUGAAGGGCUAGUUGAACAGACAGGGAUGAAGAGUUUGGAAGAAGUGAUGGAAAUUUAUUUGGAUAAUCUAAUUUCCAGCAGCUUGGUAAUUUCUUUCAAUGAGAUAGGUGAUGACCCGACUUGCCAACUACAUGAUCUUGUACAUGACUUUUGUUUGAUAAAAGCAAAAGAGGAAAAGUUGUUUGAGCAGAUAAGUUCAAGGGAUCCAUCUUUUUCUUCAGAAUUGAUGCCACGCAUUGUAAACAUUGAUUAUAAUAAGGAGCAGUUUGAGCAUAACACUUUCGUUCUGUUUAGUUCAAAAAUGAAAAGACAUUCUGGUAAACACCUCUAUUCUUUGUUCAUAACUGGAGACAAGAUGGAAGAUUGUCUUUCUGAUGCAUGUCACCUAAGAGACUUGAGGCUUCUCAGAGUGUUGCAACUGGAUCCCUCUUUUAUGAUGGUGAAAGAUUCUUUGCUGAAUGAAAUAGGCAUGUUGAAUCAGUUGAGGUUCUUAUAUAUUGGGACAGAAGUUAAAUCUCUGCCUUCAUCUUUCUCAAACCUGUGGAAUCUAGAAACCAUAUGGGUUGAAAACGAAGGAUCAACCUUGGUACUAUUACCGAGAAUUUGGGAUCUUGUAAAGUUGCGAGUGCUGAUCAUGAAUUCUUGUUCUUUCUUUGAUAUGGAUACAGAUGAACCAAUACUGAUAAUAGAGGACUCAAAGUUAGAGAACUUGAGAGCAUUAGGGACAUUCGUGCUUUCCUAUUCAAAAGAUACAGAGGAUAUUUUCGUAAGGUUCCCCAAUCUUCAAAGGCUUACAUUUAUUCUCAAGGAAUUAUGGGAUUAUUCAUCAAAGCGCUUUUGGUUCCCUAAAUUGGAUUUCCUAACCAAACUAGAAGUCCUCAAUGUAGAAUUUGAAAGUUCAAAUUCAAAUAACAGUGGGCCCUCUGUAGUGACAAAUUGGUCGUGGGAUUUUCACUUCCCUUCUUAUUUGAAAACAUUGGUGUUGCGUGACUUUCCUCUGACAUCCGAUUCACUAUCAACAAUAGCGAGAAUGCCCAAUCUUGAAGAUCUGGGCCUUGAGAAGACAAUUAUCAAGGGGGGAGAAUGGAACAUGGGGGAGGAAGACACCUUUGAGAAUCUCAAAUAUUUUGGGCUGUUUGAAGUGCCUCUUGCUAAGUGGGAGAUUGGAGAGAAAUCCUUUCCCGUGCUUGAGAAAUUAGCAUUGUGGGGAUGUCGUAAGCUUGAGGAGAUUCUGCCUAAUUUUGGGGAUAUUGGUUCAUUGAAAAUUAUCGAACUUGAAGAGAACCCUCAAAUUGAAGAUUCCGCUCUGACGAUUAAGGAAUAUGUUGAAGAGAUGACGGGAGAAGACAAGCUUAAGAUCAUUAGCCCGAACAAUAUCCCGUUAUCUAAGACAGGUUCUUCUUCUCUUUGAAACAUGCAUGGAGUUGCCCACUCUCUGCUAUUGGGAAAGAGGGAAGUGAAACAGAAGGUACUGAAGUCAUUGACAAAUUCCAAGGCAACAUGAAGUGGAAUCAACCAUCGAUAAGAAUUUGGAGUUGCUGUACGACAUGUAAAACUUUUCAUGUGCCUAUUAAUAUAUCGAUGCUGGAUAUGCCAUCUCAAACUUUUGAAAAAAUUGAAUGAGUCCACGGUAAUAGAGGUGCUAACAAAUAUCAACUUUCCUGAAGAUGGCACCUUUAAGUUCAUUAACUUUGGUAGACAAGCACAUACUACACCGAGGGCAAUAUCAAGUAUGUCUCCUUUGGAACGCUGAUGCAUAUGAUUAUAUGGCUCCCAAAAGCAAAGAAACUGAAUCAAGUUCAAAUAAAGAAACAAGUGAGGCAGCUAGGCUACAUCCACCACUCUAUGAGUUUUCUUUACAAGUGUUAUAUCAAUCAGAAGCUGAAGAUAAUGAACAUGGGGAGGAGGAAUGUUUCAAAAGAGACAAUCUAAAUGCUAAUAGCCCUUCCAUCAAAGAGUUGAUCAAAACCUUCAGCAUUGAUAGUUAUCCUAUGAGAAUGCAGUGCGAUAGUGUCGCAGAUUUAAUGGGUGAUUUCGUGGUUAAGUCAGCCAUGGAAAAAUCUUUGACGCCUUCAGAAAAAUACUUUGAGAACAAAAUUUGGAUACUUAUUCAGAGAAAAUUGCUUUGGGCAAUAUCUUAAUUUACCAGAGGACAACAAUGCUCAUUUCUAAAUAAAAAUGGUAUAUGAUCUUCUCAAGCGUAGGUUUAUGUAUGAAA